AUGAGUGAUAAUGUUGCAAGACAAAAAUCAGCUAGGUGGGUAACCGAAGUGCCCAAUUACGGAGAUUGGGGCGAUGAGGAUUACGAUGUUUAUGACGACAAUAGCUCCACAGAGAAUGUACCAGUUACCAACUCACAAUCAAAUCAAGGAGGGUGGAAUCAGCGCGAUGUGGUGCACGAAGAGGAAGCCAUAGUAGACGAGCAUACACACGUACGCUCUGAUAAUCUUGAUGAAAAAGUAAACCGGGGAGAAAAUGCACAGACUAAAGCCAGUAGUCCGUUGGUUUUAUCUAUUGAUAAGCUCGAAAAUACAGCAGAUACAGAUAGCAGUGAUGAGGAGGAGAGGGCGGAAGACCAAGAUGUUUACAAGCCAACUGUACAUGGAGACAGUACCAAAAAUGAAGAAAGAGUGAAUGCUUUACCACGUAGAGCUAGUACAUAUGAAGAAGUAGUACCUGGGGCAUUCAGAGACGAUGCAAAGAUACAUAAUGCACUGGUUGCUGCCACAAAUUCAAAUGAAGAUCAUCAUGAAAAUGUGCAUACACUGAGAAAUGCACAUUACCAACUGGAGAAGAGCGAGUUUGUUGUACCACCAACGCCUACGUUCAGUGAGUUUUCUGGCCAUUCAAACUAUCCAGAGACAUUUUCUGAAGCAAGUUUCCAAUCAGAUUCUUCAAUUCAAAGGGAACCGGUGAGUUUAUCAGUCAAGGAUUCAACGUGGGCCAACACGAGUGAUGCAGUUUUGGAAGAAUCAAAUGAUUACAAUAUCAAAGAGCAAGAGCUGGAGCAAGAGCUUGAGUCGGAGAAGUUGGUUCUUUCGAUAGACAAAAAAGAGAAUGACAAUGAUGAUGAUGACAACGAUGAUGAUGAUAGUACUGAUGAUGAUUGGGGGUACCACGGUAACGACACUUCCGAUGAUGAUGAUGAAGAAGCAGAAAAAGAUAAUGAACAUUUGAAUGUUGGGGCUGAACAUGAUAUCGACUCAUAUAUCAAUGAAUUGAGCGGAAACGCUUCGAUUGACAAUGAUGGUGAUUCUGUAACAGCGCCAAAAGUUGAUACCACUCUUGUCGACUCCCACACUUUUGAUACUGUAAGCCAUGACGAAGUUGAGAGCCCCAUAGCUCCAUUAUCCAUAGCUCAACAACACAAUACCUACGUGAAUGAAAUAGCGAGUCGAAGACUGUCAGUGAGGAAAGCACCUGCUCGAAUGGAAUCCGGUGACUACUCGAAUAUUUUAAGCGGAUACGGUGAUGAAGAAGAGUCCCAUGUGGAUUCUCAAGCUGGACAUGAUCGCAAGGAGAGUGUUGAACUAGUGCCACCAAAUGCAGAUGUACGUUCAGUACUUUCCAGUGGGUCCUUAUCAACAGGAAAACUUUCAUUGGAGUCAAAGACUUUUCAGAAACCUGAACUCAAUGAGGAUGAUGAUUCGAAUUCACGAAGAGUGUCACAAGCUACGUUGAGUUUCGGCAACUGGGUACCAAAUACAGACAAUUAUCGGAACAAAUUCAUCAACGACAAUGAUAAUGAGUCAACUAUAAACUUCGACUCCGACGUCGCGUCAAAGUACAAUAAAUUUACAAAAGUACGGAAUCCAUCAGGACUUUCAGAUGUCGUUUCCAAUGCCAGUUCUUUAUCCGUUCCAGAAACGAUAGACGCUGUAAUGCCUAGCAUCCAAGAAGACACAGACGACGAGCUCCAACAAGACCUGUUUGCUGAGACCAAAUCAAACGACAAAUUGGAACCUUUCAUGACACAAGAUUCACUUUUCGAAGCCAAACCUUACCAAAAGCCAGUUUUUGGUGAGGAACGAUUAACACCAGCAGCUUCGAAAGAAAAUUUACCGCAAAAGUACUCUAGUUUGCUCCCAAUGCAAGAGAGGAAAGCAUCAGAUAGCUCCGACGAGGUUGGUACACAAUCGAGAACAGUAUCUUCGAAUAGCAAUUCAACAACUGUUGUGACAUCGGCACCCACUACAUCAACAACAUCAGAUUUUAAAUCAAGUCCUUAUCCAGUUUCUAAUUGGAAGACUAUAGUCACAAUCUCGCAACCAGUCGAUAGAAUAGCUGCAUUUAAAAAAGCAUUAGAGGAUGAGGCGGCGUACGAGACAGGCUUGCAAUAUUGGCUAAAUUACACAUUAAAGCAAAGUCCAGAUAUUGGUAAUAAUAUCCAUAUUGGUCGUAUAGCAUCUCAAGCUUACCAAAAUGCCGCUCACAAUGAUUUAAGAAGACAUGGAUCGUUAAGAAGUAAAGUAAAUGUGAUGAAAGACAAGGUUGAGGGCACGGGCUCAACAGCGUCUAAUUUUGGUAAGAAACUAUUUAGUCGUAGUAGGAAGUUUAUUUCUGGUGAUAAGUAA
Lodderomyces parapsilosis is the source of this 2352-nucleotide messenger RNA. RefSeq lists its product as uncharacterized. The transcript has a single exon. The coding region runs from base 1 to 2352 and encodes 783 amino acids. The record is from RefSeq and is a predicted model, not a curated record. Lineage: Eukaryota; Fungi; Ascomycota; Pichiomycetes; Serinales; Debaryomycetaceae.